AUGUUCAAGUCAUUCCUUGACGAUAUCUUGCUUUUCAAUGCAGGUAGAACAGCAGAGUCACUUUUUAUUAAAGAGCGCGAAAAUAGGGAAAAGAAACAAGGCAGUAUUCGAUCUUCAGAAAUACCUGAUGAAUACGACAAUAAGGACUACAUUGAAGAUAUUAAAACAUUAGAACAAGCCUUUAGAGAUUAUGAUAAGCUAAAUAGUAAGGAUGGAAAAAAUGUAUGGACCUGUUUUUCAGUUUAUUUGAUUAUACUAAAAACAUUUAAAAAAUUCUAUGGUAUUUACUCUUUACUUUUUUUCAUUAAUCUGAUUAUUUCAUAUUUUGUGAAGGUUCAAGCAAAAGAAUUCUUUAAUUUUUUUGUAUCAGAAAAUUCAUCGAAACCAAUAUUAGCAAAUUUACUUCCAGGAUUGUUUUUAAUAAUACUCCAAAUAUUUAGCAUUGUAUUUACAACACAUUGUGAAUAUUACAAUUCAUGGGUUCACUUUAAAGUACAAUCUGCUAUUUCUGGGUCAUCUCUUUUAAGGUUUUUAGAAUGCAAGAGACUUAAAAAUAAACAGGGACUUUGCAUCUUGGAUAAUAAUAGCUCAACAGAAAUACUGUCUUUAUAUCAAAACAUUAUUCUAGUUGAUUCUGAUUUCACAGAAUUUGCUAUUUCAAAUUCCAUUAAUAUCAUACUUUAUCCCCUGCACAUAUUCACUUCAGCUUUAGUGGCCCAUUCAGUAUUUGGUGGUACUCCUCUUAUCCUUUGUCUUCUUUCCUUAUUUACAUGCUUUUUAAUUUCAGCAGUAACUCAAGUUUUAAGCGCCAUGUACAAGAAACCUUUUCUCAAAGCAAGAGAAGAAAGAGUUGAGGAAACUAGUAGACUCCUUGAACAAUCAAAAUACCUGUCAGUUACCCAACAACUAUUUUCCUCUAUUCACCUUUUAAUUUCCAGAAAUAGAAAUAUUGAACUUCAUUACAACUCUCUAAGAAAAUACAUUUGUAUGAUCACAGAAGUGUUCGAUAACUGGAUUACUUUAUCUUGCACUCUAGUCAUUGGGUCCUAUAUCUUUUACAACAAGAUUCCAGUUUCUCAAGCUUCUAUAAUGAUUAUCCAAAGUGCCUGGCUCAUUCCUACAUUCUAUCAUCCUCUUAAUGACAUAUUAUUCUUCGUUUAUUUCAUCAUUGAAGGUACCAUUUCUAUAGAAAGAAUUGCACAAUUCCUUUUCUUUACCCAAAAUGACCCCAGUCAAGACAUUGGUUUAGAAGAACCUUCUUUAUCCAAUUCUAACAUUUCUGGAAUUGUGCUUAAUAAUGUUUCUUUCUUCCGUGGUAAAAACGUUGCUCCCAGUGUAAUCAACGUUAACCUAAAUAUUUCUCCAGGAGUGCCUUGCUUUGUUCUUGGAAAGUUUUCUAGUGGAAAGUCUGCUCUUCUUGAAGGAAUUGCUGGCCUUCUUUUCAGUUCCAGUACAUGUCAAAAUGGGCAGAUAAGUGGAUUUGGCGCGGGCGGGUCAAUUUCUUUUAAACUAGAAAAUGGUCAGUUGGAAAAUAUUUCUGAUAUUUCUUCUAGAGCCUUAGUUGGAUAUGUACCACAGUUGUUAUGGGUUCCCACUGGUCUUCCACUAUCGGACCUAAUUCUCUGUGGAAGUGCAUAUAAUCAAAAGCUAUGGCAAGAAGUUAUAUAUCAAUGUGAUUUAGAAAUGGACUUUUUGAAUUGGGGUAUAAGAUCUUUUGAGGAAACACAAAAAAUGGUUGUUACGGAUAAACAGUUUAGUACAGGACAAAAAGUGAGAUUGUCCUUAGCAAGAGCUAUUUAUUCCACUUUAUCAAACAAUGAGAACAAACCGAGAAUCUUUUUAAUUGAUUGUGUGUUGAACUCCUUAGAUCCUUUUGUAUGCAAGAUUAUAAUAGAGAGACUUUUUUCCAAAAAUGGACUUCUUUCUGACAGUAUGUCUGUAAUAGUGAUAGAACCUCCAAUAUUGGAAUUUAUAAAGCAGGCUUCAAAUAAUAACGGCUUUUCUUACAAGAUAGUAAAUAUGAGUGACAAAAUGAUUACUAGUACUGAGGAAGUAACUGUGAACUGUGUUAGAAACUCUUCUGGAGCUUUGGUAUCUCCUGGUUUUAUUGCAGAGAAAAAACCUAAUGUAACCAAAUGCGAUCUUCAGGAAAAUCCUCAGGACCUUAAAAUAGUGUGUAAUGAAGGAAUUGAGAAUACUUCAGAAAUUGACAUUCAAAAGAACAAAUACAGUCACUAUUACCCUACCAGCUACUUUUACAUGUUUGUUACUGGAUCCAAAAAAAUUGUUAAAAAUCUUCAUUCUUUUCAUAGUGACUUUAAAGGAUCCAGUUUUGAGUCUUUUAUGAUGAUAUUUAUGUUGGUACUACCACAAAUUAUGGUUAAACUUGGUGAAUCCUUAUUUUUGAUUAUUUUAGAGGAGAAUAGUAUUACCAAUUUAAAUUGGAACUCAAUAGAAUUUUUUGAAUCAGACAAGUUAACAGGAUUUAAAACUCUUUUGUUCAAAAUACCCUCAUUACUUGGAUACAAUGUACUUUCUUUUUGGAGCUUAUUCUAUAACACAGCUUUGGUCAUUUCAAUGAUUUCUACUUGUAUUGCUCUUCUGCUGGAAAUCAGGAUUGGAUUUAGAGCUGCGAGGUAUUUCCAUAAUUCAGUAUUAUUGGGUUAUUUAGGAGCAACUUCAAAUUCAAUUUUAAGAUGGCUUCCUAUGAGUUUUAUUUUAAAUAGACUCUCAAACGAUCAACUACAAAUAGAUUACUGUAUUACCAGAAGGAUAAGAUUUGUUAUUAUUAUUUUAAAUUCCAUCUUUAUUUCUGCUAUCCCUCUAAUUUUUGGGUCCGUUAAUUCAUUCCUAACUUUAACUUCAAUUGGCCUUGUAGCAAUUUCAAUAUACCACUUCUUUAUACGUUACUUUACAAAUGGUUGUAGAACUUUGAGAUCAUGUUACAUAUCAGAAUACUCUCCUCUUGUGGAUACGAUACAAACUAUUGGUAAAGGAAAGAAGUGUAUAAAUUCUUAUCAAGUCAAAGAAUUUUUCUUUGAAACGACUAUAAAUAGAAUUAACUCAGUAUUGAAACCUAGGUUUGCUCAAAUUUGCUUGGAUUCUUGGUUUAAGAUGAGAAUUAAAAUUCUAUUAACGAUUCCAGUUACCUUUAUUAACAUUAUUUUACCCUACGUAUCAAAUAACCAAGGUUCAUCCACUAGAUCUGUGAUUGCAUUGGCUAUAGCUACAGCAACAGGUUUAGCUCCUCUUUUAUCUAUACUUGUUGGAUACUGGUCAAAGUUGGAAACUGAACUAGUAUCAGUUGAGAGAUCAAGAUUGUAUUUGGCUGCCUCCAGAGAGGCUGGGUCAGAUUAUUUAGAACAUGAAAAAGAAAAGCAUCAUAGUGAACAAGAGAAAGGGAAAGUGGAAAUCGAGCUUAAGAAUGUUGAAGCAGAGCAUUCUAGAUUAGAUUCUAAAGGAAAUUCGAACUUUGACAAUUCUCAUCUAAUAGGUACAAAAAUUAUUCACAUUAAAAACAUUAGAGGAAUUACAGCAAAUUUUAAGGCAGGGGAAGUUAUUGGAAUAAUAGGAAGAACUGGAUCUGGAAAAACAACUUUACUAGAUGUACUUUCCAAUUUAUUGCCAUGUAAAAGUGGCAAAAUGACAGUUUUAGGGUUAGAAAAUAGCAGUGAAAAGAUGUUUGACAAGUUGGAAUCAUUAAAAUUCCCAUUUAAAGACUUUGAUCCAAUGAUUCUUAAAUCUAUUAUCAUGUCUCAGAAAAAUCUUAGCCACAUAGCAUUUUUACCUUUGGAGGUUUAUUUCCAUAAAAAUGGUAUUAUUUGGGACAUUGUUGACCCACUUAAAGAAUAUGAUUUGGACAAUAUCAAAGCAGCUCUUAGUAUUUGUGGGUUUGAGUCAUACUUGGAAAGAAAUGAAAGUUCUAAUUCUGAGUUAGAAUCAAUAGACUGUGACCAAGAAAGUGCUCUUUUAAGUGAAAACAAUGCAGUUUUAAAAUUUCUUGAGACCAAGUUAGAUGAAAUAAAAUUUGGGAUUCUUCAAAUGAGAAUGUUACUUUUUGUAAACUUCUUCCUUAAAAAAGAUAAAUUAAGGAUUAUACUGGUGGAUGAACCUCCAGUAGUUUUAAGGAAUCAGAUGGAAAAUAGUAUUGUUUCUAAUGGAAAAAUGAACAAAGACAAAUUAAAUGAAAAAAUUGGUUGUAAUAACUCUGAAUGUAUUCUAUCCUCUGUUAUUAACAAGUAUUUCAAGCAUUGCAUUACCUUCAUAGCUUCCCACGAUAUUCGAAGUCUUCAAUAUGCCAGCCGCGUUCUAGUUUUGAGUAGUGGAAAGAUAAUCAAAGACACACAACUUGACCGCAAUUCAUUCUCCAACUCCGAAUUAUUUAGCUUUAUGAGAACCGAUUUGAUUGAAAAAUGA
Cryptosporidium ubiquitum is the source of this 4416-nucleotide messenger RNA. Its product is annotated as ion efflux transporter. Gene Ontology annotation, cellular component: membrane. The coding region runs from base 1 to 4416 and encodes 1471 amino acids. The record is from RefSeq and is a predicted model, not a curated record. NCBI's taxonomy places the organism in Eukaryota, Apicomplexa, Conoidasida, Eucoccidiorida, Cryptosporidiidae. Gene Ontology annotation, molecular function: ATPase-coupled transmembrane transporter activity; ATP binding; ATP hydrolysis activity. Gene Ontology annotation, biological process: transmembrane transport. The transcript has a single exon.